CUUUCCGCUGAGCUCCGCUCCCUGGCUGGGCCUCUCCCCAUCGCGCAUGCGGCUCCCGCUUCGCCCGGCGGUCCCAGGCUGCCGCCGCAGCAAUGUCGGCGCGGGGCCCGUUCCGCGGCUCGCCCUCCUUCCCGCCGCCGCUGCGCUUCGGGCAGCCUGCCGUAUUCGGCCAGGGUGGCGGCCCCGCCGGCCUCCCCUUUCCGCCCGCCGUCACCUUCGCGGCUCCCUACGCGCUGGGCCAGGCGCCGGCCCCGGCGGGGAACGCGGGAUUCAGCUUCAGGCCGCCUACCAGCCUGGGCGGCUUCCCGACCUCCAGCGAAGCGUCGGGUGGCUGCGGCGGUGCCUUCACGGCGCCCGAGUUCCGCUUCAAGGCGCCCGAGAACCCCGCCGCCUUCAAGCCGGUGUCAGGCGGUGAGGCGGAGAAGGCCCCGGCUGCCCCUGCCGCCUUUGCUUUCUCGUCGCCCUUCGGCUUCGCGUCGGAGACGGGCCCCGAGGCGGCGGUGACACGGGAGCCUUUCUCGUUCUCGCGUCCCACCGCUCCUUUGGGGCGGCUGGAAGAGAGGGGCCCGAAGGCGCUGCCAGAGGAUCCGGGGGAGCCGCCGUCCAAGGGGCUGAAGCGGAAGGAGGAGAGGGAGCGCUCGCCGCGGCGCGGGGCGGCGGCGGCGGGCGGGCGGGCGGCGGCGCCGCCGGAGAAGCGGGCGGUGAUGCUGAGCCGGCCCCGCGGCGGGAUCCUGUUCGGCCGCACGCUGGAGGAUAUGCUGCGCAGCCAGGCCCGCGAGCAGCGGGAGCGCGGCGAUGGCCCCGAGACCGAGCGGGGACCCACCGAGGAGCCGCCGCCGGCCGAGGCACGGGACCUCGCCCGAGAAGAUGCGACCCCCGCCGCCCCUGCUCGCCGGAGCCGCGGCAGCGAGAGCACGGAGGGACUGGGGGGCCUACCAGCCGCGGAGCUGACGGCCGUCCAGUGCAAGAACAUCCCUGACUACCUCAACGACAGGACUGUGCUGGAAAAACAUUUUGGGCAGUUCGUGAAAGUUCGUCGGGUCAUGACUAGGCGGAAUAAAAAAAUGGCCGUUCUCCAUUUUUUUGAUCAUGCCUCUGCAGUUCUUGCCAGAAAAAAAGCGAAAGAGUUGCACAAAGACAUAGUAACAUUUUGGCAGAAGAAGAAAACAAGUCCAGCAAAAAGAGAAUUUUCAUCAAAGGAGAAGAAAGCAGGUGAAGAUGAAGGAAGGCAAAGCAGUGAAGAGCAAAGCUAUCAGCAUUCCCCUCUUAGAAAACCUUUAAUAAGAUCUUCUGCCACCAGUGCCAUGCCUGGGAGAAGUUCUCCAGCAAAGAAGCCUGGCCUUCGAAAGGCGCUGCAGUUUGAAGCAGAGCUGUUUGAUUCCAGUUCUGAAGGGCAGAGCUCAGAGGGCUUGGGAGCUUCACUGUCGUCUCUCAGUAACCUGGUGGGAUUGGUGGCUGAGACAUCUGAAGAGAGAUACAGGCUCUUGGACCAGAGGGACAAAAUCAUGCGACAAGCUCGAAUAAAAAGGACUGAUCUUGGCAAAGCAAAAACUGUUGUUGGCACUUGCCCAGAUAUGUGUCCUGAAAAGGAACGUUACAUGAGGGAGACAAGAAACCAGCUCAGCAUCUUUGAAUUGCUUCUAGGAACUGACAAGGUGGAUCAUGCAGCAGCAAUCAAGGAAUAUAGCAGGUCUUCAGCAGAUCAGGAGGAGCCUUUGCCCCAUGAACUGAGGCCGUCUGAGGUGCUGAGCAUGACCAUGGACUAUUUAGUGACAAAUAUUAUGGAUCAAGGAGAAGGAAACUACCGAGAAUGGUAUGACUUUGUCUGGAACAGAACUCGUGGAAUAAGAAAGGAUAUAACCCAGCAACACCUCUGCAACCCGCUGAUGGUGUCUCUGAUUGAGAAGUGCACUCGCUUUCACAUCCACUGUGCUCACCACUUGUGUGAGGAGCCCAUGUCCUCCUUUGAUGCCAAAAUCAACAAUGAGAACAUGACUAAAUGCCUGCAGAGCUUGAAGGAGAUGUAUCAGGACUUGGCUAACAAGGGGAUUUACUGCAAGAGUGAAGCAGAGUUCCGAGGUUAUAAUGUUUUGCUGAAUCUCAACAAGGGUGAUAUUCUCAGAGAAGUUCAGCAAUUUCAUCCAGAGGUUAGAAACUCUCCUGAAGUUAGAUUUGCAGUUCAAGCUUUUGCAGCAUUAAACAGCAACAAUUUUGUGAGGUUUUUCAAGCUUGUGCAAGCAGCUUCCUAUCUGAAUGCCUGCCUCUUACACUGUUAUUUCAACCAGAUUCGUAAGGAUGGUCUCAAAUCCCUCAAUAUUGCCUACACCGUGAGCACCCAGAGAAGCACAGUGUUCCCCUUGGAGCACCUGGUCCGCAUGCUGCUAUUCAAAGACUGCGAGGAGGCAACUGAUUUCAUUAGUUACUAUGGCCUGAGUGUAUCAGAUGGGGGUUAUGUGGAGCUGAAUCGCUCAGCUUUCCUGGAGCCAGACGGAUUACCCAAACCACGGAAAUCCCUGUUUGUCAGCCAGAAGCUCACUGUCUCUGUUGGGGAGGUUGUGAACGGGGGGCCCUUGCCCCCAGUGCCCCACCAUGUGCCCAUGUCCAGCUUCAACGGGCAGAACAAGUACAUUGGUGGAAGCACCUCUGUGGAUCAGGCCAGCAGUAGCCAAAAACUCAGUGUGGAAGCAACAGAAGGAAGAGUUGAAAGCAGAGGUGUGGAUUUAGAGGCCCCAGCAGUGAAGGUUCAGCCCUCACCUCAUCUUCUGCCCUCACUGUUGCCUCGUCAGCUCAUGCCAGUCCUGCCCUCUGCACAGCCCAUCUCCCAGCCUGCCACACAGCCUGAGCCUCCUCCUUCAAAGCCUCAGCCUGGCUACUCGGACACGGACAUUGCCGAAGUGGUGGAUGGUUUAGUGCAUGAUGUCCUCGAAGGAGAGUGCAGAGAAGUGGGCAGAGCAGGAGCAGCUUACGUGGCUGCUGCCAUCUGUGCCUCAGAGGCCACCUUGGAGGAACUCGUGACUGAGGUGAUGGGGGAGAUCCUCAGAGAAGUGGCUGGAAACACGCUUAGUGUGGAAAGGCAGCGUGUCCAGGAGGAGCGGCGCAGAGUGGAGGAGGAGAGGCAAAAGCAGGAGAGAGAAGAGUUAAUAAAGCAGUUGAGCCAGCUGCUGGGAGUGGAAUUAAUAGAAGAAGUAAUAAAAGAGGGUGUUAACGAAGCUUCAACCAAUGAGUUAAGAUGUGCCUUAGAAAGAGACCGACAAGCCCGGAUUGCCCGGUGUUCAGAAGAAGUGUGUGGCCACUUCAUGGAGCUCUUUCUGGAGGAUGAAAUCUUCCAGAUUGCCAAGGAAACCCUUCAGGAGCUCCAGUGUUUCUGCAAAUACUUACAACGGUGGAGGGAAGCAGUGGCAGCUCGGACAAAGUUGAAACGUCAGAUGAGGGCAUUUCCAGCUGCUCCCUGUGGCUUGGAUUCCAAACAUCAACUGAAAGCACUGUCCCCCAGUGCAGAGUGGCCUAUAGCCAUGGAGAACUUGUGCAAGAGAUUUGUAAACCUGGGAAAUGGAGGAAAGCUGGGAAUCUCUUGCACGAGAUUGAACUUGCUGAGAAACAAGACGGUGCAUGAAAUGAAAGUUCAGCACUUCUACCAGCAGUUGGUAAGUGAUUUAGCUUGGACUCCCCUGGAUCUUGUCUCGUUGAUCAUGGAACAUAUUCCAGUUAAACAAGAACAGGUUUUUUGGAAGGCACUUCUGGUUUUGCCCAGUGAUGAUGACUAUUCCAAGGAUGAUCCCAAUAGGAUACUGAUGGAUUGGUUGAAAGCCAAGUUUAUGGGACACAAAACCUGUGAGAAAAAUGUUUCACGUACAGAAGGCAAAAUUCAAACACUGACAUUAUUUAGUUCUCCUGGCAUGCAGGGGAGCAGAGGCAUUAAAGUCAGUGUGUGUAUAAAGGUGGCACAUGGUGCGCUCUCUGACUCAGAGCUUGAUAUGGCUGAGACACAAAAGGACUUGCUUGGGACCAGUGGCCUUAUUCUUCUCCUGCCCCCCCGAGUUAGGAGUGAAGAUGUUGCAGAAGACGAUGUUUACUGGCUUUCAGCUUUGCUACAGCUGAAACAGCUGCUUCAGGCCAAACCUUUCCACCCCAUAGUUCCCUUGGUGGUUCUAGUCCCCAGUCACGAAGAGGAGGCUGUUGAGAAAGAAGUAGAAGAUGGUUUGAUGCUCCAGGACUUGAUUUCAGCCCAUCUUAUUUCAGACUACACCAUUGUAGAGGUCCCAAGCUCUGUCAAUGACUUAGAAGGCACCAGAAGGGUCUCUGCAGCUGUGGGCUGGCUGGUGUCCCAGUGUCCUGCCUCCCUUGAGCUCUGCAGCCAGACCCUUCAGGAGUACAUUGAGGAUGGGAUCGAUGGAGAAUUUGGCAAACGUUUCUACCAUGACUGGAAGGAGAGGCAUUUAGCUGGGCUGCCAUCCCAGGAGCCUGGAGUCAUCACAGAGCUGUACAACAGCGUGCUGCAGUUCCUGUCAGAUGUGGCAUCCUCAGAGCACCUUUGUGACUUGUCUUGGCCUGUCACAGAGUUUUCAGAAGCAGGGGGUAACAAGGUGUUGCCUCACCUGCAGUGGAACAUGCCAGAUCAUCUGGCCUGGCUGAAGAAGGCUGUGCUGUCCUUCCAGAUCCCAUACCUAGAUCUGCCUCCUUUGGGUGCUCCUUGGCGUCCUGUUUGCCACAUGAUUUUUCAGUAUGUCUCCCAGAUUGCAAGUUCUUCCCACACUCAACCACUGAUCCAGUCUCAGGUGGAGAAUCUGCUGAGCAAAACUUACCAAAACUGGAAAAGCAAAACAAGUGGGAACUCUGAUGAAGAUGGACCUUCUGUUGAUGAGAUCCCUUGGGACUGUAUCUUGGCAGUCUGUAUUGAUCAUAAACUGAGAGACUGGAAACCACCCAAACUGCCUGUUGCUCCAGAAGCUGUAAGUAGAGAUGGUCAGAUUCGUGUGUACUUCUUCAAAGAGCAUUUAAAGAACUACAGCGUGCCUUUCUCCUGGGAUCAGGCCAGGCUGCGGACACAGGAGGAGAUCCGGCAAGGCCAAGAGAGAUCAAAGAUAAAGCCUCCCAAGUCUUUCAGGAAACCCUACAGCAUCUCCAUGGUGCCUGGUCAGUAUGGCUCUGGCAUGAGCAUGCUACCAGGUCAGGAAAUGAGCAUUCCCAGCACAGAGGAAUUCAGAGACACAUCCUUGGCCCAGGAGCAGCUGUUGGCACAGUUGCAACUGGAAAAAAUAGAAAGCAAGAGGUUUGAAGAGCAGCUGCACCGGUAUCUAGCUGAGGACAUGGAGCCCCUUGGGGAUCUCCUGGGUCUUCCUCUCUACCUCCCCCAGUCUCUACUCUCCACCCCAGCUGCUACGUGUCCCUUGGUGAAGAGUCCCAUGUCAGCUGCUCAGGAGGCUGGGAGUCAGGAGGAGUACAAGGUUCCAGAGCUGGAGCAAAGCCCUGCGCUGUCAGACAGACUCAAACAUCUGCAGCAGCUCCUCAGAGCCACCAAGGAGGCCGAGGCUGCCUCCGAGCUCCACCUCUCUGCUCUGGUGGACAUGGUGGACAUUUGAGCUGAGCUGAGACUCAGAGACUCAGGAAAGAAAUCCAGGUCCAGAUGAUGGAACAGAUACACUCCUAGGCGCGUUCCAGAACAAGCAGAUGUUCUCCUGGGAUGAGAAUACGGAACAGCCAUGAGCCCUGGGCCCUUCUCAUGUGGCUGCGUUGCACAGGGCCAGCGUAUCAUGGAUAGCCUGGGACUCCCUCCUUUUCUGCCUCAAAAGGCAUGGAGAUGAGUCAAAUGCUUUUUCUUGGAAGGCCUUAAAUGACAGUGGUGUUUUUUCUUUCUCCCAGCUGUCACUGUGGGUAAACACAGCUUCAUCAGGUUCAGCUGUAGGGUAGCAUGGGCCCCUGGGAACACUGGUGCAAUUGGUAUCCACAGACACAUCCCUGAACGUUGUCUCAGUCUGUGCUUCUUCAGGCAGGAACUGCCUCGCAGCAGCACUGUGGUUUGAAGUUCCUAUUCUGUUUUCAGUAAUGUCAAAACUGUCAUUCUCAAGUUGGAGCAGCACCUGGCCAUGAUUUUUGUGCUUCUUGUUUCUCAGUUCAUAUCCAGAAGGAUUUUUGUUGUUCUGGGCCCAAGUUGUAUUUUAUUCAAUGUUUUCAGCAUUAAAAAUGGGUGAGGUGCUUAUUCCACAGAUUUCAUGUCAUGCUGGAAAACAGGAUGCUUCCUUCAGUCUUCAGUAAACAGCUAUGGAGAAAAAAAUUUCCUUUUUUUUGGAAGAGCAGAUAGCCUGCAUAUUCUCCAGGAUUUAAAAACCUUUAGAAGUUGACGGCCCUUGGUUUUAGUUUAAUUUCCAGUAAAUAAUUUGAAGAUUUACUUCAUGUCUGCAGUACUUCUAUACAGUUAAUUCUUUUUUGUCUUACAAAAUCAGCAAUUUUUUCUCAAUCAGAGCCUUCUGCCUGGUGGAAUAUAAAUUACGGCACUAAAUUGAUUAUCAUUCCUGCCCAACCCAAGCUGAAAUCCAAAGUAGUUUGAAACUGUCAAUUGCCUUCCAAAAAAGUAAUUUUACAGUUUUUUAAAAUAGCAUUUCAUUUGUAUUCUUUCUCUUAAACCCAAAAUAGCAAGAGUAGUUUAAUGCUGAGUUAAAAUAAAUUUAAAUUCGAAAGGCCGUGCUUUGAGGCUAUUCCUGCUCCACGUGCUUUUGUUUGGGCUGAGUUUUGUUGAGUUUAACUGGUUCCAUGUGAAUGGAAGCCUGUGCCCUGCUUUUGAUGUUCACAAUUUACCUGUAAUUCAGCUGUCAAAACCCAACAGAGCUUUGGGAGUGUGGCUCAUACGAUUUUCUGUAAAUUGUGUUUUGUACCUAAUAAAAUUUUUAGUAGCUUGAAAGGUGCUUCGUUCCUCUGUAAA
Messenger RNA from Prinia subflava (tawny-flanked prinia), 6916 nucleotides. It is a transcript of the gene MCM3AP, whose product is annotated as minichromosome maintenance complex component 3 associated protein. The record is from RefSeq and is a predicted model, not a curated record. Gene Ontology annotation, molecular function: nucleic acid binding. The coding region runs from base 93 to 5579 and encodes 1828 amino acids. Gene Ontology annotation, cellular component: cytoplasm; transcription export complex 2; nucleus. Gene Ontology annotation, biological process: mRNA export from nucleus. NCBI's taxonomy places the organism in Eukaryota, Metazoa, Chordata, Aves, Passeriformes, Cisticolidae. The transcript has 28 exons.